UCGUGUCCCUCGCGUACUCGUCGCGUUCAUCGUCGUGCCGUGUGCGUGUCAACAUUGUUAUUCAAGAUGGCAAGCACGGUGAAUGAGAUCGCGGCUCAGGCAAGCGAGAAUCUAACGGAGUAUCAGAAUACGACGACGGCGAGGGUGCCGUCGACGCCCGAGGGAAUGGCAAUUGCGUACGGCAGCCUCAUUAUUAUGGCAAUCCUGCCGAUUUUUUUCGGCAGUUACCGCGCUGUCAAGCACCAUAAGGAGCAGCAGCAACAAUAUAAGGCGAGCGGUGAACAACCCGAUACCAUGUCACGCAAAGAAGCUGCUAUGUUUCCUAUUAUCUCCAGUGUUACUUUAGUUGGCUUGUACAUAUUGUAUAAGGUGUUUGCAAAGGAAUAUGUCAACUUGAUAUUGGCUGCAUAUUUCUUCUUCCUUGGCAUUCUAGCUUUGUGUCAUCUCACGAGUCCACUGAUCUCAUCACUGGUACCUGCUGCCAUUCCAAAGACACAGUAUCACAUUCUAUUCACAAGGGGAAAGGAUGAUAAAGAGGAGCACAUAAUUAAUUACAAGUUUAAUCUACACGACAUUGUCUGUCUCAUAUGUUGCUCAUUUGUUGGUGCUUGGUACCUUUUGAAGAAGCACUGGAUAGCUAACAAUCUAUUCGGCAUUGCGUUUGCUAUUAAUGGAGUCGAAUUGUUACAUCUUAACAAUGUCGUGACCGGAUGCAUUUUACUCUGCGGUCUCUUGUUCUACGACGCUUUCUGGGUGUUUGGUACAGACGUGAUGGUGACAGUCGCAAAAUCCUUCGAAGUGCCUAUCAAGCUCGUCUUUCCCCAGGAUCUUUUAGAGAAGGGUUUGAGCGCCGGUAAUUUCGCCAUGCUGGGAUUGGGUGACAUCGUGUUGCCUGGUAUCUUUAUCGCGUUGCUGCUGCGAUUUGAUAACAGCCUGAGCAGGAAGACGAAUGUUUAUUUCUAUUCGACGUUUUUCGCGUACUUCAUGGGAUUGCUUGCCACUAUGAUGAUCAUGCACCUAUUUAACCACGCACAACCUGCUCUACUAUAUUUAGUGCCUGCCUGUGUAGGCACGCCGCUACUCUUAGCAUUAGUUAAGGGAGACCUCAAGGCGCUCUUCUCGUAUGAAGAUCAUCCGCAACCUGCGAAAACGGCGCAACAAUCAGAACAGGCGCAAGUAGAAGUGAAAAAAGAUAAAUAAUAUUCCAAUUUAACGCGAAGAACACGAUGAGGAAUUACAUCUUUGUCAUGUUGUAAUUCCCUCGAAAUUAUCGUGCGCGUAUAAAAAAAAAGAAAAGGAUAAUAAUUCGUGGUUCAUGCUCAAGACGUACAAUCACGCAUUGUAAAUUCAAUAGCUUGUAACUGUGUCUUGCAUGCACAUGAAUUGCGAAAAUAUCUGAUAAUGCAAACCACAAUAGUUAACGUUUACAGAUAUUAUUUUCAUCUCAAAAUUGUUUCAUUUGCAUGCAACAUCGAUACUAAGUUUUUAUCACUCAUGUAUGGUUUCAAUGGACAAUAUUUUAAGAUGAACUGAACGGUGAAGUACUGCCACCCGGGAGAUGCCAAAUGGCAAUGCAAAGAUUCAUUGUUUUGCAGCGUAGAGCAGAAUGAAAAUACUUCCAACUGUUGAUUUAUAUUCCGUAUAUAAUAUAUAUGUACUACGUCUACCUGAGUUUUGCUGUACGUUGCAGUGUUCUACAUUUUAAAAACUAUUUGAGAAUAAGUUCCAGUUCUAGUUACAUAUAAGUUUUUACCGAUAUUCCAGGAUUUUUGAUGACUUUACCACCAUGUGUGAGUGAUAAUCAUGAAUUAUACACAUAAAAAUGGUUUCACUAUCUUGUGACGUAUUAGACAAACAUAAGCAUAAGAGAAGUUAUUUCCUAUUUAAAAUUAUAAUAGAGAAUAUUAAGCAUAUAUAGUAUACUCUACAAAUAUUCAAAUCUUUAUUUAUUUGCAAAAAGUGCAUAAAUAUCUAUAAUUACAAUGAACAGGAAUUUCUAUUUGCAAAUGUGAUGUAUAUAUAGAUUAAAAUGUUCUGUUAAACUUGAUAAAACUUUUUAAGUUGUUGAAAUUAAAAGGAAAUUGUAACUUCGAUGAAUAAAAAAUUUAGUACUUA
This is a messenger RNA of Linepithema humile (Argentine ant), 2115 nucleotides long. Its product is annotated as minor histocompatibility antigen H13. Gene Ontology annotation, molecular function: aspartic endopeptidase activity, intramembrane cleaving. NCBI's taxonomy places the organism in Eukaryota, Metazoa, Arthropoda, Insecta, Hymenoptera, Formicidae. The record is from RefSeq and is a predicted model, not a curated record. Gene Ontology annotation, biological process: membrane protein proteolysis. Gene Ontology annotation, cellular component: lumenal side of endoplasmic reticulum membrane; membrane; cytoplasmic side of endoplasmic reticulum membrane.